CCAGGCGGGACUGUCUACCAGUAGCUCUACAAACCAUGCUGCCAGAAUCAGAGGUGACAGACAUGCUCCAUGAUGCAUUCAUUCGUAUCGAUCGCGAGGUUCAGCAGAGCUGGCUUCCGGUUCGUACAACUUUGCAACACUUUUACAGCCAACUUCGCGAUGCCACGGGUGAACUAGUUUCUCAAGUAGCGCAGCUUCAAGAGGCAAAUGCUGCGCUCGCCAGGAACAAUGAGAGUUUGCUUAGGGAGAUAGAAACGCUCCAUCUCACGAUCGACCCGGACUAUCUUGCACAGGCUUCCGAGACUCAAUCGUCGCCUACAUCAACUGUGGGGUUGGAGAGGGUGGGACCUACCCUGCGUCCUCGAAACGGACGAAACCGCCCCCGCCAAGUUUUACCAAAAAUUCCGGAAGUCGGGCCGGGAGAGCCUGUAAAAGCUACCGAAAGCCUUGAGCAGAGUAAUGUUAGUCUUAGAAGACCAUGAAGCAUGGGACUUGACGACCCCCUGCCCAUCGAGAAACCCGUGCGACGGGAUGCGAAAAUAGUUCUUGGUACAUUGGAAUAAACUCAACAAUGCCUGAAAACUUAAGAGAUUCUCGGAAUAGAGUCUCUAGAAUCUGAA
Messenger RNA from Pseudovirgaria hyperparasitica, 620 nucleotides. RefSeq lists its product as uncharacterized. The record is from RefSeq and is a predicted model, not a curated record. The transcript is spliced from 2 exons. Lineage: Eukaryota; Fungi; Ascomycota; Dothideomycetes; Acrospermales; Acrospermaceae. The coding region runs from base 36 to 482 and encodes 148 amino acids.